Molecule: messenger RNA, 2991 nt
Organism: Pocillopora verrucosa
Lineage: Eukaryota; Metazoa; Cnidaria; Anthozoa; Scleractinia; Pocilloporidae
Product: HEAT repeat-containing protein 3
Biological process (GO): ribosomal large subunit biogenesis; protein import into nucleus
Source: RefSeq, a predicted model, not a curated record
ACAAAAUGGCGGUUUGACUUGUUAUGAAAUGGUUGUUAUUUUUGUUGGAAAUUCAAGGCAGUCAUAUCCAGUCUACCGCAAGAAAUAAUGGGAAAGACUAGAGCAAAGAAGCGUUCGUCAUAUCGAUACAGAGCCACAGGUCUUCCAAGUGUGAAAGAGGUGGAAAGUGAAGCUCAAAAGGAUGCUGGUGUCGGUGUCAAAACAUUACCUCUGGUCGAAAAGUUGACAAGUGCUGUUUCUACUGAACGUGAGUGUGCAUGUGCCAGUCUGGCCAACCUUGUGUUUGACCAUGCAGCCAUACCAGCCCUUUUACAACAAGAUAUUGUGAGAAGGCUUGGCCCCUUGCUGAUUGAUGAUAAUAGAGGAAUUCAGGAAGGGGCUGCCGGUACAUUAAGAAAUCUGAGUAUUUCUGGUGGUCCCGAGGUGUGUAUUAAAAUGGUGAAACAAGAUGUCAUGACUCCACUUACCACAUUUGUACAGCAGUCUCUUGAUUCGUUGGGUGCCAUUGACGAGACUCUAGGGAGUGAGUUUAAAAGACAGUCUACAAGCUUGGCCAUCCAGGCUGUAAGCUUAUUAUGGAAUCUUUGUGAAAGCAGUGAUGUUGCUGUGGAUAUUUUCAACAAACAGGGUCUUUUACCAUACCUUGUUGCAAGCCUGAAGACUGAAAUUUACCCAACAAGUGUUGCAAUUCCAGCAGCUCAAUGCCUUCAUACUGUCACUGAAGACAAUUCUUCAGCUGCCCAGUGCCUUUGUUGUUCAAGUGACCUCAUGAAGACCCUUGAAAAGUCACUCAUGGCUGAUGGGUCUUCUAGUGACAUGCUUCUGUUAAAAGUUUUGACUGCAGGUGUGUUGUAUAACAUCCGCUACAGUAUUCCACCAGUCAGUUUUCAUGAACUCCUUCAGGCUGUUGUCAAAGUCUUGGCCCAAGUUCUUGAUGUGAACUGUUUUGAUGUCAUCAAUAAACUCCUUCCAGAGCCCACCAAGAUUGAAGAUGUACAGAUGCUGUUGAAUGCCCAGCAACUUGCUUUAGAAAUUCUCUCAAACAUGUGCUGCCCUGAGGAUUCUAAUGACGACGAAUGGGAAGAUGUAGAUGACUGUAUCAGCUUGGACUCAGCUGAUGAAGAAGAAGUCCCACAAGAGGCAGCUCAAUAUGAUGUCGACAUGAAUUCUGAAAGUUUAUCCACGGAAAUGAUCAACGCAAUUGUCACGCAAGGAGUUCCAAAAAGGGUUCUUUCGAAAUGUUCAUUUGGUGAAGCGACUAUGUAUGAAGCUUUGAGUGCUCAUGCUGACGGAGAGAAGCUGCUUCACAUAUUAAGCACAGUACAAGCGAGGGCAUUGAUUUGCCUUAAUAACAUUGUGUCAGCCUUGGAUACAGACCUGCUGGGGGGAGAUGAAGCAUUGGGACAACUUUGGAAUUCGCUUUUCUCUCUAACCUUUACAACAGACACCAAAGUAUUUGUUUCCCGCGAGGAAGACUUUUUAGAAGCCGCCACAGGAGUCCUUCGAUCAAUUAUGGAUAAAAUGUCCUCUGUAAAAGAGCCGCAAUGCAUCACGACUGAACAUGUGACAACACUGUGUAGAAUCACGGCUGACACGUCAUGUGAAGCUGCUAAGGUCAAGCUGCUAAGCAUCCUGGGAAUCAUUGGCAAGAUGGCUGGCAAGAAGGACAACACUCUCGAGGUCCUAAAGUCCCUUGGUGUCGUGUUUCGUGACAUCAUUGUCGGUGAUCACAGUUUAUGGUUGAUAUCUGAAGCGCUGGACGCCGUCUUUGAUACGUUUGCGGACGGACCGUUGGUCAACACUGCUGCAGAUUCAGUUGGCCUUAUGCCAAACUUAGUGGAGCUGGUACCAGUCCUCAAGAGCAGGAUAAAGACUGAACGAAGAACUCUGGGAGACCACUUCCCUGUGAUAGAUGCUGCGAGGGUAAACCUGACCAGAUUCAUAAAAUAUAAAUUCAAAGGCCAUUAGGAACUUGGUGGCACAAACGGCCAGCUUGCCGGUUGUACGGCGAGGAUCACACUCUGAUGAUAUUUGUCUACCUUCUACUCUAUACUGAUAUCAACUACCAAUUUAACACGUGCAGACAUCACGACCAUACACUAAACACGUACAGUUGCUUUUCCAGAAAAUCCGUUUGGAUUCAACUUCUAGGGAUCGGCAAUCGUGGAAACAUUCUUUUAAGACCAAUUUUUUUUGGUCAAAAUUUAGCUUCAUUUGACGACAAGUCGUCACGUAACAUGAAAAAGUGGCAACCUACGACUCUUCUCUCUCUUCGAUUUAUGUUGUUGUUAUAUUUUGCAAAAGAGUGUUUUUUGCAUAAGACAAUAACGUCACAACAUUUAUUGAAAGAAGGAGGAAAGGAAGGCACUAUGUGUGCGCGUGAAUGAAGAAUGACUGAAAAUUUUUAAACAUAUUAAUCACUCCGCAAUUGAAGGACCUGAAACCUUGUUAAUUUAUGGCUCUACUAAGUAGAGACGGGUUCCAAUGAAUUUAGAAAGAGGGUUUUUGUGUUAUUUUAAGUCUUACGAUAUAACAAAUCUACUAUAUCGUGCUCUUCUCCAAUAUUUUCUUGCUUAUUCAAAUGACAUACAACAAUUCAAUAUGAUCGUUCGUCUGGUGUACUGAAUGUAAAUAGUAAUAUGAAGUCUACUUCAUAAAUGCUGAAAUAUUCAUUAAUUCUGUUCCUUUGCGUCACUGGUAAACUCCAAAUUUUGGUUACUAGAAAUUUUGCUGAAUUUUUUUCUAGAUUUGCCUACGAUCUACUUUUCGUUUCUCUGUUCUUUGUGUUUCCCUUUUUGUUAUCAAAUUGUAUCACCAGCCUUUUGAAGUAUCCUUGGGAUUGAUCCUUAUUCAUCACCUGUGGAAGGGGGGUCGGACGAUUACAGUUUGUUACGACGAAAUUUACCUGAUCCUCCUCUAAGGCUCUGUAAUAUCCAUAUGAUCCCCUCUGACUGGUAGUCAUAUUUCUUUAGUCCUUCCCCCCCUUUAUAC